Nestor notabilis (Kea) is the source of this 921-nucleotide messenger RNA. RefSeq names its product P2X purinoceptor 5-like. Gene Ontology annotation, biological process: response to ATP; monoatomic cation transmembrane transport. The annotation marks the transcript as partial. Lineage: Eukaryota; Metazoa; Chordata; Aves; Psittaciformes; Psittacidae. The transcript has 10 exons. Gene Ontology annotation, cellular component: plasma membrane; nuclear inner membrane. The record is from RefSeq and is a predicted model, not a curated record. Gene Ontology annotation, molecular function: purinergic nucleotide receptor activity; ATP binding; extracellularly ATP-gated monoatomic cation channel activity.
GGUGAAAAUGUCUUCUUUGUCAUGACGAAUCUGAUUGUGACCCCAAACCAGAGGCAAGCCACAUGUCCUGAGAGUGACAGAAUUCCCGAUGCCGUGUGCUACAAGGAUGGGGACUGUGUGGCAGGGGAGGCAGUGGUAGCUGGCAAUGGGGUUAAGACUGGCCGUUGUUUGAAAGACAGGGACAGCAUCAGAGGAACUUGUGAGAUAUUGGCCUGGUGCCCAGUGGAGAAAAGAUCCAAGCCCAAGAAACCGCUUCUCGCCAGUGCAGAAAACUUCACUGUUUACAUCAAAAACUCAGUCCGCUUCCCCAAGUUUAAGUUCUCCAAGAUGAAUGUGCUGGCAACCAACAAUGAGUCCUACCUGAAGAGCUGCCGCUACAGCAAAGAGCAUCCCUACUGCCCCAUCUUCCUCCUGGGAAACAUAGUUCAGUGGGCUGGGAGCAACUUCCAGGAAAUGGCCUCAGAGGGUGGUGUGAUAGGAAUUCAGAUUGAAUGGAACUGUGAUCUUGAUAAAGCCCCUUCUGAAUGUAAUCCUCACUAUUCUUUUAGCCGUCUGGAUAACAAGUUUGCAGAAAAGCCCAUUUCUUCAGGGUACAACUUCAGGUUUGCCAAAUAUUACCGGGACGCUGAGGGGGUCGACUACCGGACGCUCAUUAAAGCGUAUGGAAUCCGCUUUGAUGUGAUGGUGAAUGGCAAGGCAGGAAAAUUUAACAUCAUUCCCACUAUUGUCAAUAUCGGUUCGGGGCUUGCUCUCAUGGGAGCGGGAGCUUUCUUUUGUGACCUGGUGCUGCUGUAUCUGAUUAAAAAGAGUAACUUCUAUCGAGGCAAAAAGUAUGAGGAAGUAAAGUCUGGUUCCAGGAAAUCCUUACCUAGUCCUACGCUGAACGGGAAUCAGAGUCCUGACCAGCUCGGUGGGCUCUAG